Messenger RNA from Chelmon rostratus (copperband butterflyfish), 2708 nucleotides. It is a transcript of the gene mapkapk3, whose product is annotated as MAPK activated protein kinase 3. Gene Ontology annotation, cellular component: cytoplasm; nucleus. The coding region runs from base 454 to 1668 and encodes 404 amino acids. The transcript has 10 exons. The record is from RefSeq and is a predicted model, not a curated record. Gene Ontology annotation, biological process: intracellular signal transduction; peptidyl-serine phosphorylation; protein autophosphorylation. Gene Ontology annotation, molecular function: calcium-dependent protein serine/threonine kinase activity; calcium/calmodulin-dependent protein kinase activity; ATP binding. Lineage: Eukaryota; Metazoa; Chordata; Actinopteri; Chaetodontiformes; Chaetodontidae.
CACAGCCGAAGCACUUCAGAUCAACGGGAGCCUGAGAUCACCAGGACCGGCGGAAUAUCCUCACCACUGCUGUGUUAAAGACGCCUCUGGUUGGAAUUAGAUGUUUGAGACACUCAGGUCCUCUCAUACAUCUUGAUUUCUCUAAAGAGGCAGAUUUCACCGGGUGAUUUUUUAUUUUUUUAAUAGACGGGUAUUUAAGUUGAGUGAGAAAAAAUCACUGUCGUGUAGUUGAAACAAAUACCACUAGCUGUAGAAGCCAUACUGUAGACACAGUGGGAUAACUGUGUGGACUCCUCGCGGCGGCUGCGGUGCGCAGGGCGAUCAGACGCGCCAGCGGUGCUCCAGGAUUCCUCUGAGCCGGACGCAGUGGACGAGUCGUCGCAUUACUCUGGUUAAUUACUCACGCUUCCUUGUUCCGCCGCGUACCGCUGCUGUCAACAAGCCGGUGUGAACAUGCUACAAAAUGGAAACGAAAAGGAGGAACCGCUGCGAGCGCCAAAGGCUGAGCCAGAGCCGGACUCCCCGACUGAUGACCAGAAACGGCAGCCCGCUGACCCCACUGCUGACGGCGAGUCCACACACUUCCCGCUGCCCGUCUAUCCCAAACUGGAGAUAAAGCGCAACGCGGUGACGGACGAUUAUAAGAUCUCCAGUCAGGUUCUGGGCUUAGGCAUCAAUGGCAAAGUCAUGCAGUGCUUCAACAAGAAGACUGGAGAGAAGUGCGCACUGAAGAUUCUCUACGACAGCCCCAAAGCGAGACGAGAGGUGGAGCUCCACUGGCGAGUAUCAGGGGGACCGUAUAUUGUUCGCAUCCUCAGCCUAUACGAGAACAUGCAUCACGGGAAGAAGUGCCUGCUCAUCAUCAUGGAGUGCAUGGAGGGUGGAGAGCUGUUCAGUCGAAUCCAGGCUCGAGGAGACCAGGCCUUCACUGAGAAAGAGGCUUCUGAGAUCAUGAGGGACAUCGGCACGGCCAUUGACUAUCUCCACAACGUUAACAUCGCGCACAGAGAUAUCAAGCCAGAGAACCUGCUGUACACCUCUAAAGAAAGAAAUGGGGUCCUCAAAUUGACAGACUUUGGCUUUGCUAAGGAGACCACGCUACACAACUCUCUACAGACCCCCUGUUACACACCGUACUAUGUGGCUCCUGAGGUUUUGGGCCCAGAGAAAUAUGACAAGUCAUGUGACAUGUGGUCUCUGGGCGUCAUCAUGUACAUCUUGUUGUGUGGCUUCCCUCCAUUUUACUCCAACACGGGUCAGGCCAUUUCUCCGGGGAUGAAGAGGAGGAUCAGGAUGGGCCAGUAUGAAUUCCCUAACCCAGAGUGGGCUGAGGUGUCACAGGAAGCAAAAGAUUUGAUUCAUCAGCUCCUGAAGACAGACCCUAACGAGAGAAUGACAAUCACUCAAUUUAUGAACCACCCCUGGAUCAACCAGUCCAUGGUGGUUCCCUCCACUCCGCUCCACACCACCAGGGUUCUUACUGAAGACAGAGAGAUGUGGGAGGAUGUGAAGGAGGAGAUGACCAGCGCUUUAGCGACCAUGCGUGUGGACUACGACCAGGUGAAGAUCAAAGAUCUUGACACCUCCAGCAACCCGCUACUCAACAAGAGACGCAAGAAGGCCGCUGCAGGGGCCAAGAGUGGGUCCACGGUCUGCCAAAGUCAGUGAGACACAGAGGACUGUCGCUGUAAAUCCAGGCAGAACUGCCAAUGAUGAAGAAAAGCAGCUCAGAAGAGAAAGGAAAAGUUGAUUUGUGUGGGAGAGGCUCAUUUAGAGAGCUGCCUGGGACUCCUGAGAGACUGGAUGUUGAGAAAUGCUCUCUGAAAUAAAGGGACAACAAAGGCAAAGUCAGAGCUGGAGAUUUAUAAGACAUAUCAAGACAUGAUAUCACCUGUUUGUCCUGUCAGUGGUAGACAUCAACAGCUCUGCUCACUGUGGGCCUCGUCUGUUUUUAAUUCUUUCUAUGUAUGUAUGUACGGAAUUUUUAGAUUUUGCCUGUUUGUAAAAGUGUCUGUGUGCAGACAUGAAGUAUUUGUAGUGAUCAUGUUCAUGUUUUGUGUAUUUGAAUGCUUGGUUACCUAUUUGAGGUCUCCUUUGUAACUAUGCACUAGUGUGCAGAUCACACAUACAGACAAACCAACUGUGGAUGGACUGUGAAACGAGAACACUCACAAUUACCUGCGUUGUCUUAAUUUUGUCUGUCUUUUGCUUUGAUGAAUUAAAGCAAAGUCUGAGUGUCAAUGAAAUGAAGCCUCCAGAAUGACUUACACUUUAAUCCAAGCGAGUAUUUUUUGUUGAAACAACAAUAAAACGGAGCACAACUCAGCAGUACAUUUAACUCAGUGUCACUGUUGCUGAUCAACAGUGUCCUCUUGAUGGAGCUAUGAGAGCCAGCGCUCUACUUCCUGCUGUCAGUGUGAGGCCAGAGAGCGUUAUGUAAGCGGUAGUGGGGUAAUGGUUGUGCUACAUGGAUGAGUUGUGACACUUUUCUUGACAAAGGUCCUGUGUGUGUGUGUCUCUGUGCAUAUAUGUGUUUAUGGGGGUUGAGUGAAAUACUUCCUGUAAAUAGGGGCUGCAAUUUGACUUGAUGAAAACAUGAGCAAAACAGUGCAGCCUUUAAUUAUGGAAACCUCCUGUACAUGUAGAGAUUGUAUUUGUCCAUACGGUUGUAAAUAAAACGUUUUAAAGUAAAGCAGGGGUGUUCAUGU